Messenger RNA from Ectocarpus siliculosus, 726 nucleotides. NCBI's taxonomy places the organism in Eukaryota, Phaeophyceae, Ectocarpales, Ectocarpaceae. The record is from the annotation of a GenBank genome assembly.
AUGUCUAUUUCCAUUCCCCCGUCCGCUACGCGCAGCGAGCAGCACCCGAGAGAGUGCCGAAUCCUGCUGGCCAUCGCGAGGGUACAUGAUUUGCUCAACGACGGAGAAAACGCCUCUGUCUUCUAUAAAAAGGUGCUUCGCCUGGACGCUUCCAACGUCGAGGCAAUCGCAAGCCUGGCCGCCAAUCAUUUCUACGGAGACCAGCCGGAGGUGGCCCUGCGCUACUACCGAAGACUGCUCCAGAUGGGGGCAAACAGCCCAGAGGUGUGGCAGAACUUGGGUCUCUGCCUCUUCUACGCCGCGCAGUACGACAUGGCCCUCAAGUGUUUCGAGAGUGCGCUCGCAGCGGCCUCCGACGACACCGCGGCGGACGUGUGGUACAAUGUUGGUCACGUGGCAAUCGGCAUCGGAGACUUAGGGCUAGCGUACCAGGCCUUCAAGAUCGCGAUAUCGGUGGAUAGCAACCACGCGGAGUCGUACUGUAAUCUAGCCGCUCUCGAGGUUCGAAAACAGAACCCCGAAGUCGCAAGGUCAAACUUAAAGAUGGCGCAAACACUGGCGCCGUACUUGUUCGAGCCCUUCUACAAUGCUGCACUCUUGGCAUAUAGGAGCGGUGACCUACAAGAGGCGCACAUGAUGUGCGUGAAAGCUCUCGAGGUAUACCCAGAGCACGGGGAUUCAAAACAACUGCUCAAGACUCUUCACGAUCACUUUACCGUGCUCUAG